This is a messenger RNA of Paramuricea clavata, 495 nucleotides long. Lineage: Eukaryota; Metazoa; Cnidaria; Anthozoa; Malacalcyonacea; Plexauridae. The record is from the annotation of a GenBank genome assembly.
AUGGAUUGGAGUUUGUGUGCUCUGUGCCAACUCGAUGGCAAUAAUCUCAUUGUACCAUCUGCAAAUUUGAAUCCAGCUGUAUGUGGAUACUCUGCAUUAGCAAGGAACAUAGAUGCAUUUAUUAAUGAAGGUCUUCCAUUACCAAAUAAGAUAAAUGUUGCUGUAGUAGAUCUGAAAGGGGAUACAAAUAUUGCUGAUAACCUAAAAGCCAAUAAAGCUCGGUGGCAUAAAAGAUGCCUGACAGAAUUAGCACCUUCAAAGCUCAAGCGUGCAUUAGAUUCAGCUGCUAAUAAAAAACGUAAAAAAACACUUUCUGAGGAUAUACCAUCUUCUAAAAGAACACGUUCCAGCAUAGACACAAGUACACAGUUAAAAUCUUGCCUGUGUCUUUUUUGCAACGAACCAGGUGUAUUCAGAGCCGAAUAUGCCAAGACGAAACAUCCAAAUGUGCACAAACGAAUGAGUAAAGUUCGUACUGAUAACUGUGAUGAUUUU